Messenger RNA from Hyalella azteca, 1370 nucleotides. RefSeq lists its product as uncharacterized. NCBI's taxonomy places the organism in Eukaryota, Metazoa, Arthropoda, Malacostraca, Amphipoda, Hyalellidae. The transcript has 3 exons. The record is from RefSeq and is a predicted model, not a curated record. The coding region runs from base 239 to 1012 and encodes 257 amino acids.
CAUAUUGUUGUAAACCGACUGAAAACAGUUAUGUUUACCCUACUUUUCUAUCGUUUGGGUUACGUUCAUAGAAAACAUUUCUGUGAGGGAAUUUUUUGUUGGGGGACUAUAACUUUUCAACAAGUAGGUAGAAGAAUGGAUAUUCCAUGCCGCAUCUCGCAUGGUUUCGGGAUUCUGCUAUAAGUGGCUGUUGGAAGCAAGAUACUGGGAGCAUUGAAAAUACUGUGACCGUUUGGCUAUGUAUCUUACAGCCCUGCAGAGUGAGCUUGCAGCUGUGUCUAAGAAGCUACUUGGAGUCCUUGGGACGCCACUGCACACAUUGGCCACCCGGACACUGACCAGCUUCUAUAGUGAUGUCCAGCAGAAGCUGGAAAAUCGCACUCUCUCUCUUGCUUUGGCACCAAUGGUAAUGGGAAUAGACACCGAUGACAAAACUUAUGUGAACAAGGAUGGAUUUAAUUUAGAUGUGCUCAAAUAUCUCCAGGAGCAGGAAAUGUGGUACAAGAAUGAAGUUUUAAACCCGAAGCUGAAAGCCUCAAGUUUUGGGGACUAUUACUGCGCACUGAUGUUCAUGCCCUCACGUUAUUUUGAGUCGAGGGAGAAAUUAGAUUAUCUUUACUCACAUGUAUGGCAUGGUGAUUCAUCAUUUGAUCCAAACGAGCCAGUGGAGACCAUUGAAAAAAUUCCUUUUGAAGAGGCUCUGAAACUGCUGACUGUGACGCUGUCCUGCAAUAUGGAGUAUUAUUUGGCUAACUGGGAUGAAAUGGAGAAGGAUUUAGGGCGCAAGCUGGACAGUUUCAAUCCAGAAGAUGAGAGUUUCACAAAGGGUUUAGAACGAGAGCUCUUCUACAACCAAGUCAUCAAGAUAAUUGGUGAGAGCGAGGAUGAUGACAAGGCAACAUUUUCAGUGAUGCUCAAGGACUUCAGGGCUUUGUUCCUUGAAGGUAAUGACAACUUUGCAACGGCAAGACGAGGCGAUAAUUACCUCCUUUUCCAUCACGUCACCUCAUAGGAAGGUUAUUGGUGUUGAAACUAAUUUAGUGAUAAUAGGAGCUGUGCUGCUGAGAGAGCUGGAUGCUGAAAUAAGGGUCCCAAAAAGGACUACUCGAAUUUUUUAACAAUGACCAUGUAUCUCUUGUGUGUGUAAAGAUUAUGUUAUGUUCUUUUAUGUCAUUCUGGGGUAAGUUGACCGAUCAAACUUUAAUGGGAAUUUUUUACACAUAUUUGAAGCUCUCAAUAUUUUUGGGGAAAAAACUCUGUUGACUAAUUUUCAAUGAUCUCCAAUUUCCUGCGUCACAAAGCCAAGUAAAGCGCAACAAAAAAGCCACAAAGCGCAACAGGCCAUGGGCCUAUUUCUUCAACGCCGACAC